AUGGUAAAGUUACCUGCCAAUGCAUAUGAAGGCAUUGUCAUUGCAAUUAACCCCUAUGUAACAGAAGAUGAAAAACUCAUUCAGAACAUCCAGUUACCUGCCAAUGCAUAUGAAGGCAUUGUCAUUGCAAUUAACCCCUAUGUAACAGAAGAUGAAAAACUCAUUCAGAACAUCCAGAUGGAAAGUAAAACCUUGAAUGUCAUAGGGAAGACAUGGGCCAAUGGCACAGUGUCUGUGGACAGCACCACUGGAAAUGACACAUUGUUUGUUGUUACCUGGACAAUGCAAAAACCACUAAUUAUUCUCCAAGAUCCCAAAGGAAAAGAAUAUGAUACCUCAGAUUUCAAAGAACAUAAGCAAAAUAGUCAAACAUCCCAUCUUCGAAUACUGGGCAUUGCAGAGGCAGGUACUUGGACUUAUAGACUGUUAAAUAAUCAAGCCCAACCUCAAUUUCUAUCAGUCACAUUGACCACUGCAGCAACAAAUCCUUCCAUUAUUCCAGUAAUGGCAGCUGCUUACAGGAGUCAAAAUACAGCACAAUACAUAAACCCAGGAAUUGUUCAUGCAUAUGUCAGGGAAGAGGAUAUGCUUAUAGUGAACAUUGAUAUAAUCGUCAUUAUCGAAUUGGAAGAUGGACAGCAAGUAAUAUCAGAACUCUUGGACAAUGGUGCAGUUACAAAAUUACUCUUUUGGAUAAGUGCAAUUGGACUGAACCCACCCAGACCUGAAGUUAAAGAAGACUUGGCAGAAGCUCAACUGGAAGAUGUCAGCAGACUAACUUCAGGAGGGUCAUUCACUGUAUCAGGAGCUCCUCCUGCUGGUAACAAUACUCCCUUGUUCGGUCCCAGUAAAAUCACAGGCUUGGAGGCUGAAGUUAAAGGAGGUCCUGUUCACCUUUCGUGGACUGCCCCUGGCAGUACAUUUGAUAAAGGCAAAGGCAACGUGUCUGCAGUGAGCCAUCCUGUGUGUGUUCCAGCUGCCAACUACACCAUAAGAAUAAGUAAGUCUUCCCAGAAGCUCCAACAUGAUUUUGACCAUGCUGCUGAUCGGACAUCUAAGGAGGCUGGCUCUAAAGAAACAUUUGGAUUUAAAGCAGAACAUUUUAAAAUAGAAAAUGGCACAAAGAUCUUCAUUACAAUCAAAGGCAAGGAGGAAUCUCAUCUCAUCUCAGAAGUUAAACGAGCAAUUAGCUUCACUGCUCCACAAGAUUCCAGCAUCCCUGCUCUGGGCAUCAAUAUUUCUGCAACCAGUUUGUUGGAAAGCAAAGCCUUGAAUGUCACAGGGAAGACAUGGGCCAAUGGCACUGUGUUUGUGAACAGCACCACUGGAAAUGACACAGUGUUUGUUGUUACCUGGACAAUGCAAAAACCACAAAUUAUUCUCCAAGAUCCCAAAGGAAAAGAAUAUGAUACUUCAGAUUUCAAAGAACAUAAGCAAAAUAGUCGAACUUCCCAUCUUCGAAUACUGGGCAUUGCAGAGACAGGUACUUGGACUUACAGACUUUUAAAUAAUCAAGCCCAACCUCAAUUGAUAUCAGUCACAAUGAUCACUGGAGCAAGAAAUCCUUCCAUACUUCCAGUAACAGCAGCUGCUUACAGGAGUCAAAAUACAGCACAACACAUAAACCCAGGAACUGUUCAUGCAAAAGUCUGGGAAGAGUAUGUAAUUGGACUGAACCCACCCAGACCUGAAGUUAAAGACUUGGCAGAAGCUCAACUGGAAGAUGUCAGCAGACUAACUUCAGGAAGGUCAUUCACUGUAUCAGGAGCUCCUCCUGCUGGUGACAAUACUCCCUUGUUACCACUCAGUAAAAUCACAGGCUUGGAGGCUGAGGUUCAAGGAGGUCCUGUUCACCUUUCAUGGACUGCCCCUGGCAGUACCCUUGAUAAAGGCAAAGCUGCCAACUACACCAUAAGAAGAAGUAAGUCUUUCCAGAAGCUCCAACAUGAUUUUGACCGUGCUGCUGAUCUGACAUCUAAGGAGGCUGGCUCUAAAGAAACAUUUGGAUUUAAAGCAGAACAUUUUAAAGUAGAGAAUGGCACCAAGAUCUUCACUGCAAUCAAAGGCAACAAUGAAUCUCAUCUCAUCUCAGAAGUUAAACUAGCAAUUAGGUUCACUGCUCCACAAGAUUCCAGCAUCCCUGCUCUGGGCAUCAAUAUUUCUGCAACCAGUUUGGCUAUUUGGGGGUUGGUCAUGAUUUUGUCUGUAAUUUAA
This is a messenger RNA of Dipodomys ordii (Ord's kangaroo rat), 2214 nucleotides long. RefSeq lists its product as uncharacterized. Bases 1 to 2214 code for a protein of 737 amino acids. The record is from RefSeq and is a predicted model, not a curated record. NCBI's taxonomy places the organism in Eukaryota, Metazoa, Chordata, Mammalia, Rodentia, Heteromyidae. The transcript has 10 exons.